Messenger RNA from Doryrhamphus excisus (bluestripe pipefish), 2586 nucleotides. It is a transcript of the gene myog, whose product is annotated as myogenin. The record is from RefSeq and is a predicted model, not a curated record. Gene Ontology annotation, molecular function: DNA-binding transcription factor activity, RNA polymerase II-specific; RNA polymerase II cis-regulatory region sequence-specific DNA binding; protein dimerization activity. Gene Ontology annotation, biological process: positive regulation of myoblast differentiation; muscle organ development; skeletal muscle cell differentiation. Lineage: Eukaryota; Metazoa; Chordata; Actinopteri; Syngnathiformes; Syngnathidae.
AACCAUUCACACUCACAUUCAUACCUAUGGACAAUUUGGAGUCGCUAAUUAACCUAGCAUGUUUUUGGAAUGUGGGAGGAAACCAGAGUAUGCAAACUCCACACAGAGAUGUGGAAUCGAACUUGGGUCUCCGAGCUGCGUGGCCUGCACACCAACCACUAGUCCACCGUGCAAUUGAAUAAAAAUGCAGUUUUUAAAUGAAACCUAUUAUUAUUCAUUCAUUCAUUCAGGGUCGCGGGGGUGCUGGAGCCUAUCCCAGCUGUCUUGGAGAAAGAGGCGGGGUACAUACAUCCUGGACUGGUGGCCAGCCAAUCACAGGGCACAUAUAGACAAACAACCAUUCACACUCACAUUCAUACCUAUGGACAAUUUGGAGUCGCUAAUUAACCUAGCAUGUUUUUGGAAUGUGGGAGGAAACCGGAGUACCCGGAGAAAAGCCACGGAAAGAACAUGCAAACUUUACACAGAGGGUGGAAUUGAACCCUGGUCUCCUAGCUGUGAGGUCUAUGCGCUAACCACUCGGCCGCCGUGCAGCCCGGACCUCAAACAAUGAAGUAUUAAUCCUUGACCUAAUUUUAGGAAAAUGACAAACAAUCCUCGGAAUCAUUUCCUUUCCGUAAACGACUACGAUUCAAACGACUCAACGGCGGUCGCGUAUGAUUGGUGGAAGUGACAGCUGCGUGUCCUUAACUUCACGUAUAGCGUCAUGGAUGGAGACGCGAGGCUGGGAUUAGCUCAUUAAGGCGGACAUCUUUGAUGCGCGGUUAUCUUUCUCAUUUCCACAGCAACUCGAUCUUGAGACACACGCGAGCACAAAGACCCCACUCACUCACACACACACACACACGCACACACAUGCACACGCACACUCGGACGGGCCGUGAAAGCUCCAGAGAUCAGGGCCCAACGUGAGAUAUGGAGCGUAGAUGUGCAGCAACAGCUAAACGUCGUGUCGGGUUUCUGGGGGCUCGUGCUAAAUUUAACCCAGCGAUCCCGCAGCAGGCCGAGGGCUUUAAAUGCCAGCCUACAGUUGCUCCACACCAGUUGUUCUCCACACGUCUCCCACUCGUCACUAACGCAGGCCAAGGACGAAGGCAAGGCGCACGCGUGCACUCUGACACACACGUCCAGGGCUCGGGACUUGAACGGCGUGUAUGAUAUAGCGGUUCCGAAGGGGGGAAGCAAGGGAUUUUUGAACCAUCGCACACCCACCACGACAUCAUCCAAGAUGGAGCUUUUUGAGACCAACCCUUACUUCUUCCCAGACCAACGCUUUUAUGAAGGCGGGGAUAACUACUUCCCAUCUCGGCUUCCCGCCGCGUACGACCAAGUUGGCUUCCAGGACAGGAACUCCAUGAUGGGUUUGUGCGGGACUCUGUCCGGAAGCGUCGGCGUCACGCCGCCUGAGGAUAAACCCUCGCCGUCCGGCCUGUCGCCUCAAUCCGAGCCUCACUGCCCGGGUCAGUGCCUGCCGUGGGCCUGCAAGCUGUGCAAACGGAAGACGGUGACCAUGGACCGUCGGAGAGCGGCCACGCUGAGGGAGAAGAGGCGCCUCAAGAAGGUCAACGAGGCUUUUGACGCCCUGAAGAGGAGCACCCUGAUGAACCCCAACCAGAGGCUGCCCAAAGUGGAGAUCUUGAGGAGCGCCAUUCAGUACAUCGAGAGGCUCCAGGCUUUGGUGUCGUCCUUCAACCAGCAGGACACGGAGAUGGGGCAGCAGGGUCUGCACUACCGGACCGGACCGAACCAACCCAGAGUGUCGUCAUCCAGCGAGCCCAGUUCAGGCAGCACCUGCUGCAGCAGCCCGGAGUGGAGCAGCACCCCGGAGCGGUGCACGCAAAGCUACGGCAGCGAGGAGCUUCUGAGCGCCGCCGAGUCUCCGGAGCACGCCAACAUCCAGACCCUGAGCUCCAUUGUGGACAGCAUGACGGCAGCGGACGGAUCUGUGCCCUUUCCUGUGGACAUUCCCAAAUAAACCCCCCCCCCAUCCUCCCGCCCUUCAAGAGUGGACCCAGAGCAAGCACACUGUGCCUCAAGACACAAAGCAGCAUGACAAUCAGCAAAGAAAGCUGAUAUUUUUAUAUUUAAAUUACAAAUCAUUUUAACAGUAACUAAAGAAUUCCACCUUUGGCCUGAUUUCCUUUAUUCCCAGCCUUAAAGCCGCGCUCCGAACAAUCAUUUGGAAGAUUACAGUUCAAAACGUUGCAUGAACAAGGGCCUUGUUUCAAUCUUUUACUUAAUUUAAGCUUUCCUUAUUUUUUCGAAACCUUUCCCAGAUCUUUCAUUCUUGUGUGUGUGUUUUUUUUUUAAAUGCAAAAAAUCAAAAGAACCAUGAGUUUAUUUUGUGGGGCCAACAUGUAUCAUGGCAGUUUUGACCAAGAUCUGCUUAAAUGUUAAACUGGUUACAGAUGCUUAGUGAUGUAAAUACGUUCCCUUUUUCUACAGAGUGGUUUUGCCAGUUUAUUUUGUAUUGUUUUGUCUGUUAUUUUGCUAACUUAUUGUUGUCUUUUAUAACUAAGAUUGUUGUGUAUUUUGUAGAUGUUUGGAAAUGUCAUAUUUCCUGACCAGUCCUUGUAAUAAAGACCA